UUCAAAUUCACGCAUUUAUCGAUCAAUUCUUACCGUUUGGUGAUUUGUGUUCUCCUAUUCUUUAAAGUUUUUACUUUAAUUCUGUUUUCGUCACAAAUUCUUUGCAUAACAAUUGAAACCCCAUUUUCUGUUAUCGAUUCCAUCGAAGAAUUGAAUCAAAGACCAGAUCUAUCACCCAUUGUAUUCGUUCCCGAAGCAGAUAUCGACGAUCUUAAGUUAAGACCAGAUCUAUCACCCAUUGUAUUCGUUCCCGAAGCAGAUAUCGACGAUCUUAAGAGUGACAGCCAAUUGGCGUUUUCAAUGAAGAAUGUAAAGGAAGAGAAUUAUUUGGAAUACGAUUACCAGAAAUUGUUUGAAGGCAUUAAUCCUUUGAUUAAAAAUAUCUCGGUUUUGAAAACACACGUAUUGUUGGCCCCAAAGAAUUCAAUUGAGUUGACGAUCGCUUUAAACAAAGAGAGAUACGAGAAAAUCACUCAUUUAUCCAAAACUCGAUACAAACCAAGAAUUUCUGUUGGUUUCAGUCUCUAUGACACCAAAGAAACGGGUCUUUCGGACAAAUGGUCGCAAUCGGGUCUUCAACAAGCGUUCAACACAUACGGCGAUAAAUCGUUUGAAUACGAACUCAAAGGAAAACAAUUGUUCAUGAUUUUGGACGAAAUGCGAAUUGCCCUUGGUCCUUUUCUCACAGACAAAAGUCUUGACCUUUGGGUCAAAAGGGAAACAAAAGUGUUUAAACGGCAAACUAUAAGAACCCAAACUUUUAUCGAGAAAAAUAUCGAUCUCUCGAGCGAUGAGUCGUUUUGUGUCCUAAAGAGUGAUCACGUGAUCGAAAGACACGAAGAAUGGCAGCGAUUGUUACCACGAGUUAAACAAUACUUUUCGCUGAAAUUCAAUUCUUUUGAACCGUUUUUGAGAAUUCUGUCGGAAUUUGGAUUUCAUUUCGAAGUUUCGAAUCGAACAGAUUUGAAUGUUUUGGACGAAAUUGGAGUCAAUUUUGUGCGCGUUUUGUCGACUAAUUGUUGCAAAAGCGACGAAUUUGUGGCGGAAUUGAAAUCUCGCGGCAUUUCGUUGUUAUGUAUUGAUUGCGAACACGAAUUGCAAAGAGUUGUGUCAAUACACGCGACGACACGAGUAUUGUUGAGAUUAUGUUUGGAAAAGAACUCGAAAUUCGGAUUAAAUUUCGAAUUGAUUUCGAAUUUUCUGCAAAAAUCAAAAUCUCUUCGAAUAAAAGUAAUCGGAGUUUCGAUUCGCGCUAACAAUGCUUUGCAGUUAGAAAUGGCUUUAAUUGCGGCCAAAAUGGCGUUCGAUUUGGGAUUCAAAGCGGGACUAGAAAUGAAGGUUUUGGACAUUUGCGGCGAUUUCUCGCGAAUUGAAGACAUUUCGCACAUUAUUAACGAAAACAUUGAAACGAAUUUCAAAAACACGACAAUUAUCGCAGAAAUGAGUCGUUUUUUCACAGAAUAUGCUUUCGUUUUGUUCACAAAAAUCAUCGCCAAAAGAAAAACCGCACAAAAUAUUCACUACUAUUUAAACGACGGAAUAUUCGGCUCUUUUCGCGACGUUUACGUCUCGGACAGACAGCCGGAGCCCAACUUUCUCCUCAUCAAUGAUUGGCGCCGACGACCAGUCCAUGAGAGCAUCGUUUGGGGCCCGACUUGUGACAGCUCUGACUGCGUGUUGCGGUCCAUAGAAAUGCCGGAACUGUUUGUCGGCGAAUGGGUUUUGUGGGAAGGAAUGGGAAGUCAUUGCUAUUCGCCGGCAAAGCACUCGUUUAACGGCAUUUCUCUUCCCAAAUAUAAAUUGGAAAUCGAAAACGUGUUGAAAAGCGGCGCAAAAAGUGAAGAAAUAAUUUUCGCGAAUCCGUGUAAAAGUGAUUCCGUUAUUGAAUACGCGCUGAGAAUGGGAACCGAUUUAAUGACUUUCGAUAAUUGCGAGGAAUUGCGGAAAAUACGGAAAUUGUUUCCAAACGCGAGACUUGUGUUGAGACUCAAAGUCGACGACAAAGAGUCUGCCAUUCGUUUGGCGCCGUUGGAAAUCGAGAAUGCGUUGAAAAACGGCGCCAAAAGUGAAGAAAUAAUUUUCGCGAAUCCGUGUAAAAGUGAUUCCGUUAUUGAAUACGCGCUGAGAAUGGGAACCGAUUUAAUGACUUUCGAUAAUUGCGAGGAAUUGCGGAAAAUACGGAAAUUGUUUCCAAACGCGAGACUUGUGUUGAGAUUGAAAGUCGACGACAAAGAGUCUGCCAUUCGUUUGAGUCUCAAGUUUGGCGCCGACAUGACUGAAGUGCGGCAAUUGCUGCAAACGGCCAGAGAGUGGUCUCUGGAUGUGAUAGGAGUGGCCUUUCAUGUCGGCACCGGUUGUCAAAGGAGUGAAUCGUUCGCCGAAGCGAUAGAGUUGUCGCGAAAGGCGUUUGAUUUGGCGCUGAGUUUGGGAUUCAAUAUGCGAUUACUGGAUAUCGGCGGAGGAUUUCCCGGAAAGGAAUGCAAAACCAGUUUCGAAGAGAUUUGCGAAACCAUUAACGAGAGUUUGGAGAAGUACUUCCCGUCGGAUCACGUGCUGGUGAUGGCAGAGCCCGGACGCUAUGUCUGUGAGUCUGCCUUCUCUUUCGUGUCUCCGAUUGUCGUCAAAAAGAGUGACGAAAAACAAAUGCAAUACUAUUUGAAUGCAAGUAUUUUCAACGUCUUUAAUAACGUCGUGUUUGAGAACCAGAUUCUGGAACCGAUUCCUCUUCUCAAGGACUCCAACGCUUCCAGAGAUGUGUUCACAACAACUCUUUGGGGCGACUCUUGUGUCAAAAAGGAUUGCAUUCGAAGAGACUUUCAAAUGAUUGAAAUGAAUGCCAAAGAAUGGCUUCUCUUCAAAGACUUGGGUUCUUAUAGUUUGCCGUUUAAACACUUUUGUUUCCCUUUUGACCCAAAGACAAACUUUGUGAUUCUGGAACCGAUUCCUCUUCUCAAGGAUUCCAACGCUUCCAGAGAUGUGUUCACAACAACUCUUUGGGGCGACUCUUGUGUCGAAAAGGAUUGCAUUCGAAGAGACUUUCAAAUGAUUGAAAUGAAUGCCAAAGAAUGGCUUCUCUUCAAAGACUUGGGUUCUUAU
Medioppia subpectinata is the source of this 3096-nucleotide messenger RNA. Lineage: Eukaryota; Metazoa; Arthropoda; Arachnida; Sarcoptiformes; Oppiidae. The record is from the annotation of a GenBank genome assembly.